UUUACAACGUACAGCGUCUGCAAGAAAUCCAUGUUCAGAAAGAGGACAGUUAACCUGAAUAAGAACCUUAAUUAAACCGUACUGUGACAGAUUAUGGGAGAAAUUACCUUAACAGUCUCCAAUCUGUCAACCAAACUGACCGAUGUCCUUUAUCUGUAUCAACAAAACAGAAUCCUCUGUGACUGCUGUAUACAGUGUAGUGAUGGAGAAGUUUAUGCCCAUAAAAUCAUCCUAGCCAUGUGGGGAAUGUUUGGCUUCUACGUUGAUACUAUUGACACAAUUCAGGCUUCAAAAUUCACAACUGCAGAUGUUAAUAACUUUAUGAAGUUAAUUUAUUCAGGGGAAAGUUCAUUAUUAAAGUUAGAUGCAGCAUUUAGAGUUGCUCAGGUUGGCAAACUAAUUGGGAUUAGGUUACUUUGUAUCUCAAGCUCUCUGACCCUACAAGAAUCUUUAGAAUCAGCUUUGUCUGCCCUUAAAUCCUCUUCUGAAUCAGGCGUGAAACUUAAUAAGAAAUACAUUCUCUACAUUAAAUCAUUGCCUGAUUUUCAAAGCAAUUUUUCGACCACAACAAAUGUGAGAUGUAGGGAGCCAAUCAAGUCGACAAAAUCAAUGCCUGGUAACAGUAUGAACAGUAUCAAAGACAAAAGGAAUAAAAACUUAGAGGAGUGUUGGCUUAGUCAGUCGUCAGAUGUCAGCUCUACUAUACUGAUUAAUGAAAAUAAGUCAGCUGAAUCUCCUACCAUUGACAACAAUGAUGAUGAUACUUUUGAACAUGAAAAGACAACAAGCCAUACAGCUUAUUCUGACCCACCACCGGAAAUAGUAAUAGAAGUCAAAACUGAAAACUGUGAACAGCCAGACUCAAGAAACGUAGAUACUGAAAAAGAACAGGAAGAUGACGACGAAGAUUUUACAAUGGAAUCCUGGUCUGGGAGUGUAGAAUCGCUGAAAACUGCCAAAAAUAAUUCAGUGAGGGAGUGGAGUGUAGAAUCGCUGAAAACUGCUGAAAAAAAUUCAGUGAGGGAGUGGAGUGUAGAAUCGCUGAAAACUGCCGAAAAUAAUUCAGUGAGGAAGUGCAGUGUAGAAUCCAUGAAAACUGCCGAAAAUAAUUCAGUGAGGAAGUGCAGUGCAGACUUAAAAGAUACCAGUCAGAAGUCAAACUUAAAAGAUACCGGUCAGAAGAAAGCUGAGGCACAGGAAGGAGGGUGUAAAUUAAUCAAAUGUAGGAAAUGCCUCAAACACAAGAGGGCUCCUUUUAUAUAUGCUGAUACAACAGAGGGACUAGAAAACUUUUAUAAGCAUGCUAUAGAAUCUCAUCCAGCUGCUUAUAUUCAGAAUGUAAACUGUGAAAUAUGUGGAGCUUCUUAUAAAAACUGUCAAGCAGUUAUGUAUAUGGAACAUUUAGUCAAAAAACAUGGUAUAGAAUAUGACUCUACAGUCUACCACAAGAAAACGUGUGAUUUUGAUAAUUGUGAAUACUGGACACUGUGUCAAACUAAAUUCUCCACCCAUAAAAAACAAGUGCAUUCUGGGAAACGUAGCAUUUGUGAUGUGUGUGGAGAGUCGGUCAAAAACAUCAGACAUCACAGAGAGAUUCAUAAGGACAGGCCCAGAAUACCGUGUGAAAUCUGCGGUCACACCUUUGUCAGUGAGGCUUCUGUUAAGAAUCAUAUUGCAAAAGUGCACGAAAAGAAAUACAAAUCUGUCGGUUUCUGCAAGUAUUGUAAUCAGAACUUCAUAGAGCGGUACAAAUAUUUCAACCAUAUGUUCAGAGAGCACAAGGAGAUUCCAAAAGGUAUGAAAAGGUACCAGUGUACCGAGUGUGACUUUGUGACUUACCAGAUUGCUCUGUUGAAAAAUCACAAGUUAAGACACAAAGAGCUUAAAGGAUUGAAAAUUGAACGAAACUACAAAUGUCACUUCUGUGGAAAAGCAUUUAUUACGAACAUUAGUCGCAAUUACCACGUACAGCAGCAUCAUGUCAGUAAAGCCUACCUACAGUGUCCCUAUGACAACUGUACUACAGUGUUUCAGAAAAAAAGAAGUUUACAGAUCCAUAUCAGAGACAUCCAUGAGAUUGGAAAGAUAUUUCAGUGUCAUGUCUGCCCAUACAAAUGUAAUCGGCAAGGAAAUCUUGUGAAACACAUUCGUACUGUCCACAAAGAAGAGGUGUCUACUCGGGAUUCUCGACGGAAACAGGCCAUGUUGUCAGGGAAAGGUUACCAUGAAGCAGUUGGUCAGAUUCCUAGGGAGAAUCCGGAAGAUGGAAAAAGCAGUGAGGAGGAGGGGAACAUUUCAAUCUGAGCAGAAUUUGUUUGAGGAGUGGAUACAUGAAAUAGUUGAUUUUCAACUAGAAAGUAGCUACCUGUAAAUUUAUUUGUCAGUGAAGAGAAAACAUUUCUGCAAUUAUGGAUAUUGAGUUACAUAAAUGAGUUAUAUGAAUAUUUAGCUCACCUCAACAAAGUUGGGCGGAGCUUAUGAAAUACCGUCAGCAUUCCAGGUUAAAGUUUUUGGAGAGAUUUCUUUUCAAGUACUUCUGUGCCCUAUAUUAAUCAGAGAUGCAUGGAAUAUGCUUAUAGCAUGCUUCACUGUACCAGUCAAGGUUUCAGCUAAAGAAUGACCAGAUUUUUGGUGCAGAUGUCAUUUCCAAGUAACUAUAAGCUUAUAUUGACCAAACUUGUAUGGAUGAUACAUCUAAGGAUGAACACUACCAGGCUUGCUUUAGAUGCUGGAUCUGACCUACUUUUUCUGGAUGAGUGACCAGUUUAAUGUUUUUGGAGCAGGUUCAUUCUAAAGUAACUAUAUGCCCUAUGUUGACUAAACUUGCAUGGAUGAUACAUUUAAAGAUCCAUACUAAUAGGUUUGCUUCAGAUGCUGGAUCUGACCUACAUUUUCCAGGUCGACCAGAUGAGUGACCAGGUUAAAGUUUUUGGAGCAGGUUCAUUCUAAAGUAACUGUUUGCCCGACCUGGACCAAACUUGCAUAGAUGAUACAUGUAAGGAUGCACACUUCUGGACUUGCUUGGGAUGCUGAAUUUGACUUACAUGUAUAUUUUCUAGAUGAGUGACCAGGUUAAAGACUUUGGAGCAGUUUCUUUUUUAACUGACUAUAAGCCCUAUGCUAACCAACUUUGCAUGAUAAAGCCAAACUUACAUGGAUGAUGCAUCAAAGGAUGAAUACUCUCAAACUUGCUUCAGAUGCUGGAUUUGAUGUACAUUUUCUGGAUAAGUGACUAGUUUAAAGUUUUUAGAUAAGUCCAUUCCCAAGUACUGUAACUGCAAGCCCUAUCGGACCAAAAUUGCAUAAAUGUUUGCAUGUAGGGAUGCACUCUGCUAGAUUAUUAGUUAAGAGUUGGACUUUGUCUUACUUAAAGACAACAUUCAUUUAAGUGAACUCUGUAAUCUCUGAUUACCUAUGUUUUUUUUCGGAUUAAUGAAUAAUGAUCUGUGUAAAAAUACUAAGAAGUUCAUUUACAAGUUAGAAUUUUAAAAUUGAUUACUGUGUAUUAUAUUACUGUAUACAUGGUUAUUUUUUGCCCCAUUUUUUGAAACUUGCAAAUGAUUUUGCCCUCUUUUAAAUUUGCCCAGACACAGUUGUGUUAAAGAGAUAAUUCUGUUUUCAUUGAAUUUGCCAAUUUUAAAUUUGCAGACUUGCAAGGAAGGCAAAAGGGGCAAAAAUUUCCCAUAUACAAUAACUACAUUUGUUUGAAUAGCAACUACAAAUCUGUAAGCACCAACCAUUGUCAUUUUCAUUCUAUUUAAAAGAAUAAAUGAUUAUAAGCCC
Saccostrea echinata is the source of this 3783-nucleotide messenger RNA. Its product is annotated as zinc finger protein 502-like. The transcript has 8 exons. The record is from RefSeq and is a predicted model, not a curated record. The coding region runs from base 94 to 2304 and encodes 736 amino acids. NCBI's taxonomy places the organism in Eukaryota, Metazoa, Mollusca, Bivalvia, Ostreida, Ostreidae. Gene Ontology annotation, molecular function: protein binding.